Messenger RNA from Erpetoichthys calabaricus (reedfish), 723 nucleotides. Its product is annotated as olfactory receptor 1-like. Gene Ontology annotation, biological process: G protein-coupled receptor signaling pathway. NCBI's taxonomy places the organism in Eukaryota, Metazoa, Chordata, Cladistia, Polypteriformes, Polypteridae. Gene Ontology annotation, cellular component: membrane. Gene Ontology annotation, molecular function: G protein-coupled receptor activity; olfactory receptor activity. The transcript has a single exon. The record is from RefSeq and is a predicted model, not a curated record. The coding region runs from base 1 to 723 and encodes 240 amino acids.
AUGAUUGCUCUUAUUCUGUUUGAUACGUCUCCUGUGCCGUAUGGUGCCUGCUUGGUUCAGAUGUUCCUGGUCUUUCAUCUUGAAGUUGUAGAAUCCUUUCUCUUCACUCUUAUGGCGUGUGACCGCUAUAUCGCUGUUAUUUACCCGUUCAGAUACCCUCAGCUUGUUACGGGAAGAACUGUGUUUGCAGGCAUCUUACUAUCCAACGUUAUCUCAGCCAUGCCAAAUACAGUGUACAUGAUAUUUGUCACCGAACUUUCCUUCUGUCGCACUAAUGUCCUACCUUAUUGCUUCUGUGACUAUGCCACCAUGGUUCUAGUUUCUUGCACUGAGAAUCCUAAAUACUUAAGUCUUCUCUCAACCACAGCCACUACAUUUGGUGUUGGACCUUUGACUAUAAUCUUCUUUUCCUACAUCAAGAUCGUCUAUGCAGCACUUAAGAUUUCAUCAGCUGAAGGCAAGAAAAAGGUCUUCAAUGUGCUCAUCACACACCUCCUCGUGGUGUUACUGUUUUACUUGCCACUGAUGACUGCUUUUAUUUUACCUGGAAUUGGAGUAAAACUGUCAGCCGAAGCCUACAACACUUUGGUGAUGGUCGCGACUAUCGUCCCCCCGAUGAUGAAUCCCAUCAUAUACAGCUUCAGGAAUAAGGAAAUAAAAAAUGGAAUUAAGAAAAUUUUCAUGAGGAAAAGAACAAUUCCGGAAAUUAACAAUCGUAUGUGA